Molecule: messenger RNA, 963 nt
Organism: Hirsutella rhossiliensis
Lineage: Eukaryota; Fungi; Ascomycota; Sordariomycetes; Hypocreales; Ophiocordycipitaceae
Product: CCAAT-binding transcription factor (CBF-B/NF-YA) subunit B domain-containing protein
Exons: 1
Coding region: 1-963 (320 amino acids)
Biological process (GO): regulation of transcription by RNA polymerase II
Cellular component (GO): CCAAT-binding factor complex
Molecular function (GO): RNA polymerase II cis-regulatory region sequence-specific DNA binding; DNA-binding transcription factor activity, RNA polymerase II-specific
Source: RefSeq, a predicted model, not a curated record
AUGGAAUACGCGCAAUAUCCACAACAGCAGCAAAGUACGCAUUCGGGUUACGCGGGUUCGGGCGCAAGCGCCGGUCUCACGUCGCCGACCAACCGCAGCAUCGGCCAGCACGCCGUGCACUCUUCGCCGCUCCUCAACUCGCAGCAGCAGACGCAGCAGCAACCACAGCCGAGUCAACACCAGAGCCCCGGCAUGUAUCAGCCGCAGUACGGCGUGCCCCAGCAGGGCAUGCAGCAGGUUCCCUACGGCAUGCCCGGCAUCCAGGCCGCCGCAAUGGCUGCAACGGCCGCCGCGUCCGGCUCCAACUACCCCUACAUGCACUCGGAUCCCAGCAUGUCCCAGACAUCGCCCAGGAUGGCCGGAGACGGCUCCAAGAAGGACAGCCGCCAGUCGCCGAGGAUGAACAGCAUGUCGCAAAUACCCGGGCGGCGCAUGAGCCAAGUGACCAGCCCCGGCGUGCCCAAUGCGCCGGGCAUGAUGAACCACGGCGGAGGACGGCCGGGCGUCGCCCCACCCCAGAUCCCACCCGGGCAGGCCAUGCAGCAUCCCCAGUCGCCCGACAUGCCUUCUGGCGCGGCCGAGGAGUCGCCGCUAUACGUCAACGCGAAGCAGUUUCACCGAAUCCUCAAGCGGAGAGUGGCUCGGCAGCGGCUGGAGGAACAGCUACGGCUGACGUCCAAGGGCCGGAAGCCGUACCUCCACGAGUCGCGCCACAACCACGCAAUGCGGCGGCCCCGCGGGCCCGGUGGCCGGUUCUUGACGGCCGAGGAGGUGGCGGCCAUGGAGAGAGACGGCAAGGGCGACGAUGCGAACAAGGCGGAGGGCGGAGACGCAGCCGCCGCCAGAACGGCGGACUCUGCAGGUACGAAGCGCAAGUCCGAAGCCGGCUCUGGUUCUCCUAAUAAGAAGUCGAAGACAAGCACCAAUAGCCCCGAAGACGGCGGGGACGAAGACGACGGCUGA